AAUUUACCUGAAAAAGAUCCAAUGAAUAUGAAGAAAAACAUUUUUUCAGUUCGUUUUUCACGUUUGAGCGAUUUUAACAUAACAGAAAGGACAAAACGAUUGAACUCAUACGCGAAGGUGAUCAUCACGCGAAAUCCAUACGAUCGAUUAUUUUCAGCGUACCAAAAAUAAAUAAAUUUGUAACAUUCAAUCCAACUUAUUGGGCUCGUGCUAAGAAUAUCAUCAAAAGACAUCGCAAGGAUCCUAGUGAUCGAUCCCUCCGCUGCGGACAUGACUUGACAUUUGAGGAAUUCCUCUUACACGUCAGUGGGAAUCCCCAAAAUGUUGGUCACAUGGACUAUCACUGGAAACCACUAACAGCAUAUUGUGAUCCAUGUUCAAUUAAAUAUGACAUCAUCGGAAGAAUGGAAUCAUUCAAUGAAGAUCUUCAAUAUUUGUUAUGUAAAAUCAACGCUGAAGAUAAAAUUAAUCUACCAAAAGCCAACACACUGGCUCUUCGAAAAUGCAACGUUAAACUAGAAGUUUCAUUUUCAGUCACAAGCAUAAAAAAGAUGAAGGGCAAUUGUAUCCCAAAAUCGGAACUGGUGAAUAGAUUGGUUCAGAAUAUGGUAAACCAUGGCUACAUUGAACCCAUUGAUAAGAUUCGCAUGGCGGAUAUCCCGAUUGAUUACACACAACAAGACCUAGUGGAGUAUAUAGGCAGACACAUGAACAAGUCUACAACUGAAAAAUUACUCAGUCUACCCAAGUUGGCCCAAAAUAAAGCAUUCCACGACGUUUCACC
This is a messenger RNA of Owenia fusiformis, 784 nucleotides long. Lineage: Eukaryota; Metazoa; Annelida; Polychaeta; Sabellida; Oweniidae. The record is from the annotation of a GenBank genome assembly.